AUGGAUUCCAUUGUGAUAACACGAGAGCCAGCCAAAUUAGCUGUAUGUGAUACGGUUGUUGAUGUUGGCGGUGUGUUUGAUCCGGAAAAAAAACGCUUUGAUCAUCAUCAAAAAACAUUUACUGAUACAUUUCAUACAUUACGACCAGAAAAGCCGUGGACAAUUAAACUAUCGAGUGCCGGUCUCAUUUAUGUCCAUUAUGGUCGUGAUAUCAUCCAAAAACUGUUAUUACAAGAAAAUAUCACAAACGAACGUUUAACUGAUAUUUUAUUUGAUAAAAUGUACGAUUCAUUUGUUCAAGAAAUCGAUGCUAUUGAUAAUGGUAUUAAUAUUGGCGAAAAUAUGAAAUACAAAAUAAAUACAAAUCUCAGUGCUCGGGUUGAUUAUUUUAAUCCAAAAUGGAACGAUGAAAAUCAAGAUGAAGAAGGCGGUUUCAGACAAGCGAUGAAUAUGGUUGGAAAAGAAUUUUUAGAUAAAUUUAAUUAUUAUGUUAAAUGCUGGUGGCCGGCAAGAGAAUUAGUUGAAAACGCAGUCGCUAAUCGUCAUACGGUAGGCGAAUCUGAUUCAAUAAUUAUAUUUGAUCGUUCCGUACCAUGGCGAAAUCAUUUGAGUGAUAUUGAAUAUGAACAAAAUCUUGGGACAACAAUCAAAUAUGUACUAUAUCCUGAUAAAAGUAAAACUUGGCGUAUACAAGCUGUGGCGCUAAAUGAAACUUCAUUUGAAAGCAGAUUACCCUUACCAGCUGAAUGGUGUGGUUUAAGAGAUGAAGUGUUGAGUGUAAAAUGUGGUAUUUCCGAUUGUAUAUUUGUGCAUGCAAAUGGUUUUAUUGGUGGAAAUAAAACAUAUGAUGGUGCUUUAACUAUGGCCAGGAAAUCACUUGAAUUAGGAGACGAGAAAAAACUUUAA
This is a messenger RNA of Didymodactylos carnosus, 906 nucleotides long. The record is from the annotation of a GenBank genome assembly. Lineage: Eukaryota; Metazoa; Rotifera; Eurotatoria; Philodinida; Philodinidae.